AUGAUCUCAGAAAGGGAUUCGGAGACAACCUUCGAUGAGGAUUCACAGCCUAACGAUGAGGUGAUGCCAUACAGUGACGAUGAAACAGAGGAUGAGUUGGACAGUCGGCAGCCUGCGGUCGAAGCACGACAAAACCAAAUCAACAGAGAUGCCAAGGAGAGCCGAGAGCCAUUGAAAAAAGACUGCAGCUGGCAAGUUAAAGCAAACGAUCCACGCUUCUAUGAGCAGCCCCAGUUUAAGAGAACUGUAUUUCUGUGCUUCAAAAAAAGCAAAUAUGCCGGAAAUGCAAUUAAGACGUACAAGUACAACCCUAUCACUUUUUUACCACUGAAUCUGUUAGAACAGUUUAAAAGAGCAGCCAACUUCUAUUUCCUUGUUCUUCUCAUUUUGCAGUCGAUUCCCCAAAUCACUACCCUGUCAUGGUAUACGACACUGGUGCCCUUACUCUUGGUGCUGGGAAUAACCGCAGUCAAAGACCUAGUGGAUGACAUUGCUCGUCACAGGAUGGACAACGAGGUUAAUAAUAGGACAUGCGAAGUCAUCAGGGAUGGAAGGUUCAAAAACACAAAAUGGAAAGAUAUUAAAGUUGGUGAUAUCAUUCGGCUGAAGAAAAAUACUUUCGUUCCUGCUGAUAUUUUGCUGCUAUCCAGCUCGGAACCAAACAGUCUCUGCUAUGUAGAGACAGCUGAACUAGAUGGGGAGACUAACUUAAAAUUCAAAAUGGCCCUUGAGGUAACACACAGAUAUCUUCAAGAGGAAAGUGCGAUGGCAGACUUUAAUGGUCUGAUCGAAUGUGAAGAACCUAAUAACCGACUGGAUAAGUUUGCAGGAACGUUGUUCUGGAGAAACACAAGUUAUUCACUGGAUGCUGAUAAGAUUUUAUUACGUGGAUGUAAAAUUAGGAAUACAGACUUCUGCCAUGGAAUGGUUGUAUUUGCAGGUGCUGAUACAAAAAUAAUGAAAAAUAGUGGAAAGACAAAAUUUAAAAGGACAAAAAUCGACUCCCUUAUGAAUUACAUGGUUUAUACUAUUUUUGUCGUCCUCAUCCUGCUGUCGGCUGGCCUUGCCAUCGGACACACGUACUGGGAGCAGCAGAUUGGCAACGCGUCUUGGUACCUCUACGAUGGACAAGACUUCAGUCCUCCGUAUCGUGGCUUCCUUAACUUUUGGGGAUAUAUCAUUGUUCUGAACACCAUGGUUCCCAUUUCCCUCUACGUGAGCGUUGAAGUGAUUCGUUUGGGCCAAAGCUAUUUUAUAAACUGGGACCUGCAAAUGUAUUACCCGGAGAAGGACACGCCUGCGAAGGCCAGAACCACCACGCUGAACGAGCAGCUGGGGCAGAUCCACUACAUCUUCUCUGAUAAGACGGGAACGCUUACGCAGAACAUCAUGACGUUUAAAAAAUGUUGCAUAAACGGCCAGAGAUACGGAGACUGGCGGGACGGAGCGGGGCAGCUUCAGAGCCACCCAGAGCAAGUGAAUUUCAGCUGGAACAUGUACGCAGAUGGGAAGUUCUCAUUCUAUGAUCACUAUCUGAUAGAGCAAAUAAAAUCUGGAAAGGAGCCUGAAAUUCAGAAGUUCUUUUUUCUGCUUGCCAUUUGUCACACAGUCAUGGUUGACAGUUCUGAUGGUCAGCUCAAUUAUCAAGCAGCUUCCCCGGAUGAAGGGGCCCUGGUUAUGGCAGCCAGAAACUUUGGCUAUGUUUUUCUUUCACGAACACAAAAUACUAUCACUAUAAGUGAAAUGGGAGUCGAAAGAACUUACGAUGUCCUUGCUAUCUUGGAUUUCAACAGUGAUAGAAAACGGAUGUCUGUCAUUGUAAGAGAAUCAGGUGGAAAUAUCAGGCUAUAUUGUAAAGGGGCUGAUACAGUAAUUUAUGAACGGUUGCACCCAAGGAAUCUAAAGAGAGAAGCUACACAAGAAGCACUAGAUAUUUUUGCAAGUGAAACUCUUAGGACGCUCUGCCUGUGCUAUAGAGACAUCAGUCAUGAUGAAUUUGAAGCAUGGAAUAAAAAACUUGUGGAGGCCAGUGUAGCUACAACUAAUCGUGACGAAGCUCUGGACAAAGUAUAUGAGGAAAUAGAAAAAAAUUUGAUUCUGCUUGGUGCAACAGCUAUUGAAGACAAACUACAGGAUGGCGUUCCAGAAACUAUUUCCAGACUUUCAAAAGCAAACAUUAAAAUAUGGGUGCUUACUGGCGACAAAAAAGAAACUGCUGAAAAUAUUGGAUAUUCUUGUGAACUGUUAACAGAUGAAACAACAAUCUGCUAUGGAGAAGAUAUCAGUGCUCUUCUUCAAACUAGGUUGGAAAACCAGAGGAACAGAGCUGGAUCAAAUACACGUUCCUCUCUAAGAAUGAACGAGCCUUUCUUCCAGGGUAGCAGAGAUCGUGCUUUAAUAAUCACUGGCUCCUGGUUGAAUGAAAUCCUGCUAGAGAAGAAAAAGAAGAAAAAGAAACUCAAGCUGAAAUUCCCUAGAACAGCAGAGGAGGAAAAAAAGCAAACUGAGAAGAGAAGAAGGGCUGAAGCUUACAAAGAACAGCAGCAGAAGAACUUUGUUGAUUUGGCCUGCGAAUGCAGGGCUGUGAUCUGCUGUCGCGUGACUCCGAAGCAGAAAGCCAUGGUGGUCGAGCUUGUGAAGAAGUACAAGAAAGCUAUUACUCUGGCAAUUGGGGACGGUGCCAAUGAUGUAAACAUGAUUAAAACUGCCCACAUUGGAGUUGGAAUCAGUGGCCAAGAAGGGAUGCAAGCCGCCAUGUCAAGUGACUACUCUUUUGGGCAAUUCCGCUACCUCCAAAGACUGCUGCUGGUGCAUGGACGAUGGUCUUACAUUAGGAUGUGCAAGUUUUUGAGAUAUUUUUUCUACAAAAACUUUGCUUUUACACUAGUCCACGUCUGGUAUUCAUUCUUUAAUGGCUUUUCUGCCCAGACAGCAUAUGAAGACUGGUUCAUCACGCUGUACAAUGUAUUGUAUUCCAGUCUCCCGGUUCUGCUGGUUGGCUUAUUCGACCAGGAUGUGAGCGACAAAUGGAGUCUUCGGUUCCCUGGACUGUAUGUUUUGGGACAGAAAGAUUUACUUUUUAACUACAAGAAAUUCUUUUUAAGUUUGCUUCAUGGAGCUAUAACUUCAUUGAUAAUCUUCUUCAUACCGUACGGAGCUUACCUUAAAACUAUGGGGCAAGACGGAGAAGCACCUUCAGAUUAUCAGUCCUUUGCUGUCACAGCAGCAUCUUCUCUUGUAUUUGUCGUCAACUUUCAGAUUGGCUUGGAUACAUCUUACUGGACUUUUGUUAAUGCUUUUUCAGUAUUUGGGAGUAUUGCACUUUACUUUGGUGUCACAUUUGACUUCCACAGUGCUGGAAUCCACGUUCUCUUUCCUUGCUUUCAGUUCACAGGAACUGCUCCAAAUGCUCUGAGACAACCGUACCUCUGGCUGACCAUGAUUUUGACAAUUGCUGUUUGCUUACUUCCCGUAGUGGCACGGCGUUUCUUAUCAAUGACAAUUUGGCCUUCGGAAAGCGAUAAAAUUCAGAAGAACCGCAAGAAAUACAUGGCAGAAGAACAACAGUCAAGGCGAAGGCAGAGUGCUUUCCGCCGAGGGAUGUCUGGCCGUCGUUCUGCUUAUGCUUUCUCCCAUCAGCGGGGGUACGCUGACCUUAUUGCUUCGGGACGCAGCAUACGGAAGAAACGGGCUCCUUUAGACGCAGUCCUGGGCAACAGUGUGACAGAAGGCAGAGAUGCCCGUGAAACAAGCUGA
Charadrius vociferus (killdeer) is the source of this 3756-nucleotide messenger RNA. It is a transcript of the gene ATP8B1, whose product is annotated as ATPase, aminophospholipid transporter, class I, type 8B, member 1. The coding region runs from base 1 to 3756 and encodes 1251 amino acids. NCBI's taxonomy places the organism in Eukaryota, Metazoa, Chordata, Aves, Charadriiformes, Charadriidae. The transcript is spliced from 27 exons. Gene Ontology annotation, molecular function: ATP binding; ATPase-coupled intramembrane lipid carrier activity; magnesium ion binding. The record is from RefSeq and is a predicted model, not a curated record. Gene Ontology annotation, biological process: Golgi organization; phospholipid translocation. Gene Ontology annotation, cellular component: plasma membrane.